Colletotrichum phormii is the source of this 828-nucleotide messenger RNA. RefSeq lists its product as uncharacterized. The transcript is spliced from 2 exons. The annotation marks the transcript as partial. Lineage: Eukaryota; Fungi; Ascomycota; Sordariomycetes; Glomerellales; Glomerellaceae. The record is from RefSeq and is a predicted model, not a curated record.
AUGGGCGAUCUGGAUCUCUCCUCCCUGCUGGAGUCGGGCGAAUACAGCGACCUCAGACUCAUCACCACCAAUGCCGAUGAUGGAGUUGAGACCGAGCACUCCGUUCAUCGCAAUAUCGUCUUCACCCAAUGUUCGAGAUUGAGAGACGUGGUGGCUUCUAUUGGACCAUUGAACCAAAAAAACGGAGUUGACAUCGCCCAUCUCGACCAUGAUGGCAAAGCCCUCGGUACUGUGUUGCGAUAUUUGUACUCUGGAAAGUACGAGGCACAGUACGAGGUAGCGACCCAGCGAGCGAAUGAGGCUGGUCAUCUCGAUCAGCCUCACUCGUUGUACUGGUCGAUCCACGCCAUGCAGCUGGCACAUGAACUGUGGCUCGUCGGUCUAUACAGGGAAGCGGCGGAGGCGUUGUGUAAGGCAGCAAAACAACUCACAAACCACGUCGACUUCCCCGGCAUGGUCGACGAGCUCUACGAGACGUGUAGCCAACACCCAGAAUUCCCCAACCAUCUCGCAAGGAUUGCAAGAACCAUUGCAGAGAACUGUCUGAUAAGCAGUCGGCUGCAGGAUCGACUGCAGCCCACCAUGCUCAAAUACCCGCAGCUUGCCCUCGACGCAAUGGAAGCAAGCUUGGACGCUCUGGCCGAAACCCGAAAGGAUCUCAUCGAAGCUGAGGACGAGAUCUCCGACCUUCGAACUCGGGGAUACCGAGCUGAUGACUUUUGGGCCGAAGUUGAGCGUGAUCGGGAGAGGAGAGAGGGAGAGGCGAUCCGCGACGACAGUUUUGAGUUCAAAAUUGUUCAGGGCAGCAAGAAACGAAGUCGCUCUUCU